AUAUUUCUUAGAUUUUGUGGAGUAUAGGUAUAGGUAUUUUAUUUAGUGUUUUAGAAUUGCUAGAUAAUCACUGAUCGAUGAUAAAUUUAUGAUACAUCAUUGGUGUUUAUUUCUUUGUCGUGUUAGCUAAAGUACAAAUUUUAUUCAUAGCCAUUUUAGUGAAGUCAAAUUUACAAAAAACGUAGAAUUGAAUUUUUAGGAACCAUGGCCUUAGUAAUGGAAAAUACAAAAAUCCUUGAAUUUCUUGAACUUGUUGGACGAUUAAAGCAUAUAAAAAGAACAGGCUGGGUAAUAUGUGAUAUUGACGAAUGUGAAUCAAUUGCUGGCCAUAUGUAUCGCAUGGGCAUAAUGACAUUUUUACUUACCGAAGAAAACAAUCCCACCAAGCUGGACCGUUUUAGAUGUCUGCAAAUAGGUAAAGUAUUUUUAUUGGUUCCUAAGAAAUAUAAUUAAAGUAGUUACAUAUGGAGUGUAACUCAAUUAAAAAUUAUAUAUUAUUACAUUGGAUUUGUAUUGUUUACUACUGUUACUUAUUGAUUUAGCAAGAAAGUUACGAAAUAAUUAACCACAGGCAAUAUUGAUUACUUGUGCUAAUGGUAUUGUUACCCAACCCACGAAACCACAAGUUAUAUUAUACCGAUAUUAUUAGAAUUACCUAUUGUGAAUAAACAGAUAACAUUCUUAAAAAAUGUUUUUGACUGGAAUAAUUGUUGUAUAGUCGCAGUGUAAGUGAAUUCACCACCCCAUAUCAUACAGUGGACAUUUUAAGAGGUAACAAUGAACUAGUAUAAUAAAUAACAUUUAGAAAUAAUGUUUAUCAGCAACCAAAUAUAUUUAAAUACAAAGGAGCUCUUCUGAACUACGUGAGCACCUGAAUCUUGGGAUUAGAAUUAAUUUAGAAAGUAUUGAUUAUUUUAGGUAAUUUUCUUUCAUGUUUUGCUAGGGUAAAGGAUGAGUAUAAUUGGUAUUGAUAGUAACAAUUAAAUUCCUUAUAAAAAAUAUCGCACAUUAAAAGUCUCUAUGUUUACAAUGACUAUUAUGUACACAUAUGUACAUUGUUCAUUAUGUGACUUAUUUGUUAAUAAAACAAAUUAAUUGUAAAUUGGCUAGCUAUAAUCAUAAUCACUCAAAUCAAAUACAAACAAAAUAGCAUGUUAAACAAUUGGAUUUUAAAAACAUGGUAUCGACAAAAAAAUUUUAUAUGAUAUGAGUGCUAAUAGACACAUUUGUAAAUCAGAUAAAAUCCAAAAUCAAGCACUACGUAUUAUAGGGGGGUUUAUCAAAACCACGCCAAUACACAUUAUGGAAAGUGAAUUAAAUAUAACGCCCCUGUUUCUAAGAAGAAAAUUUCUAGCAUAUAAAUAUUGUCUGAAAAGUAAAUCUAGAUCUAAUAAUACAACUAUUAAGUUACUAACAGAACUCAGCUUAUUCUGUAAAGAUAGGUACUAGCAAAAUAAAAAGAAACAGCUUCUAGCUAUGACAUUAGAACAAGUUAAUAAUAGUAAUUUGUAUUCUUCGGAUCCACUAGAUAUGUUCUCUUUAAAUACUUGGGUAUCAAGUAUUAAUAUUAAAACUGUAAUUAAGGAAGACUUAGAUUGUAUCAAGAGUGCUAAAAGAUGUCAGGAGAUAAAUUCUUUAAAGUCGAAUGUGAUCAAUGAAUUGAAUGUUAAAUAUUUUGGAUGGCACAAGCUUUUUUGUAAUGGAUCUAAGGAUAAAUGUAGGGUAGGUGCCGCUUAUGUAGAUUCAUUACUGGGUAAUAAAUGUAAGAUUAAAAUUCCUAAUAAUUUGACAAUAAUGUCAGCUGAAUUAAUUGCUGUAAAUGAUGCCCUAGUAUAUGAUGGUACAACAGAUUUUCAAAAAACAGUUGUAUUAACUGAUAGCAAGAGUGCUCUUCAACAUAUUGCUCGAUGUGCCUUUGGUCUCAGAGGUGUAUCGAUAGCAUACCAUAUAUUAAAUGAAAUAUUUAAACUUCAAUGUAAAAACUGUAAUUUAGUAUUGCAGUGGGUACCAUCACACAUCGGUUUACAAGGCAAUGAGGAGGCUGACAAACUGGCUAAAUUGGCAAUUACACAAGGAAGAGAAUGUAAUAUUGAUCCAGAUUAUACAGAAAUUUUAAUUAAAUACAAAGAGAAAUGUUAUGCACUUUGGAAAGAAUAUUUUGAUAAAAGGUCGCAAGAAAAAGGGAUUUGGUACAAAACUAUCCAGAGUCAGCCUCCGAAAGUGCCUUGGUUCAAUUAAUGUCUGUUGAACAGAAAAUCUGUUGUAUUAGCAAUGUGACUUCGCUCUGGACACAUUCCGUGCAACAAGUUUGCUUUCAUGAUGAAAGAAAAACAAUCUCCAAAUUGCAAAACAUGCAACACAAUCGAAGACAUACAGCUCGCGGAUUGUUACAAAAACCAUCACGAGAGGAAACUACUGGUCGCCAAAACUGACAUUAAAAUGUACAACAUAGGGGAAUAUCAAAGUAUACUCUCUGAACCACUGUCAAAUGCUGCUCAAAUGGUUUAUCAUUUAUUAAGUAUUGUAUAAGUAAUUAAGUAUUUUUUGUGCUAUUUAGUUAUAAGGUACAAUGGGACUGACAUGUUAAUAAUAACGAAAGUCUCUUAAAUAAAAAAGAAUAAAAAAAAACUAUUAAAAUUAAUUAAACUGAGCACAAGUUGAUAAUGCCCCCUAAGAGGCAGUUUAUGGGGUAGGCCUGUGAUCAGCAUUGGUCUUUCAUAGGCAGUAAUGAAUGGUAAAAUGAAGCACUAGUUACCAACCACCCAAUACAGUCAGUCUAAAAAAUAGUAAUUAUUGUACACUUUCUUAGUAAAACUCAACUCACUUUCAUAUUAAUAAGGUCUAACAUAUUAAUAAGGUGUUUCCCAAUUAGUGAUAUGCAUAUGCGAGUUUGCCUGAAGGAGUAUGCUUUUGACUAAGGUAUGGACAAUCCCUUGACUAAGGUUAAAUAAAAUAAGCUAUGUAAACAUUACAAUUGGUGAUGGACAAAUGUGCACAUUUGUCCCUUUGAACUUUAAUAACCAAUGCAUUUUCACUAUCAUUAAAAAUUUUUGAGAAUUUAAUAAUUGGCAAAAUUAUGAUUUUAUAAUUUAUUGGAGCUUGAGCUCUUACUCAGAUUGGAACACCUGAAAAAUUAAUUGGGAACCACUGGUCUAUUCAAAACAUGCAUGCAUAUUUUUUAAAUUUUUUAAAACUGUGUAACAUAUACAUAUAGAAAAUUCAGAGUAUAGUAAAUGAUUAUUAUGCUAACCAGUAUUCUGUUUGAAGAUAACAUCAUUAGAGAGAGAUGUCACAAAGGUACCAACUAUAAGCCCAUUCACAACUUGUUUGGUAUCUAUCACUAUUGUGAGUUUUCACAACUUGCUAGCUUUACUUGUCGUUUUUAUAGAUAUUUGACAAAGGUUACUGAACCUUAAAGUAUCAAUAUUCUAUAUGCUAAAAGUAAUGCAACUAUUUUCAUUAGUAUUUGUUAUAGCAGACAAAUGCAUAGAAAUGCAUAGGAUGAUAAAUACUCUGUAAAAUGUUGCAGCAUAUAUCCAUCUACAGAUUAGUGGAUAAAGCAGUAAUGACCAAAAUAGACUAAAAUUAAGUUUGUAUAAUGUUGUGUAAAUUAAUACAAUGUCACAGUGCAUUUAAGGUUAUAUCUACACCUUCUUCAAUCCAUGUGCCACCAGAAAUUCGACAGUAAGUUAUUGGUACAAAUACUUCACUGUCUGAAACAGAGCCUUAAAAAAGGUUGCAGUAGCUCUUGUCUCGCCAACAACACAAAGUCAGGAAUUUGCAUUUAGAAAAAGCCAAAAUUAGGGGCUUUUUAGGAGCUAAUUAAGUGCUCUACAUUAGGUACAGGGCUGAUUGCAGUAGCUGAUUCUUUGAGUUCUGUAUCAAUUUUUGAUGCCUCUUAACACUAGCUGCAAUUCUGCUAAGAGCUAACCACAAAGUUUUGUUGAGCAACUAGGCAAAUUAGUCAAAUUGUAAGAAAAAAAUAUAGAGGUAAUUAGGGUUCACUUUCUACAUGACUAUACCCAGUAAUAUAUUGCUUCAAAUUUUCUUUUUAACAUCAGACUAUUAAGCAAGUUCUGUAUUUGUGAUAACUAAUAUCGCCCGUGGUUAAAAUUUGGCCAAUUAUAUGGAAUUCUAAGAAUUUGUUGGCAUAACUUUUUUUUUUAAUUUUUGUCCAUGUAGGGAAAUCAAAAGAAUCUUAACUAAUACAACCAUAAACAUGAUGAAAAUGCUUUCAUUUAAUUGAUUGGGCCAUUUUGUAUGGAAAAUAUAUCUCUCUCUAUUGACCCACCUUAAUGGCAAUAAUAAUUUUAUUUUUCGUGCACAUCUAUGGUAUCAUACCUUUAUUACCCAAUACCUCUUAACCUAUAAGUUCCAUUCCCCUCCUCUCAUAAUCAUGUAAGAGCUACGAUAGUGCUACCAUGUGGAAUAUUAGCAAUUUUUUAUUUUUGUGUAAACCAUAAAUAACUAUAAAAAUAAUUGUUUAAUUUUCAGCACUUGUUCAUGAUCUCGCUGAAUGUAUAGUUGGAGACUUAACACCACACUGUGGUGUAUCUCCUGAUGAGAAACAUAGAAGAGAAGACGAAGCUAUGAAAAAAAUUGCUGAACUCACUGGCAUUGCUGGGGAUAGAAUGUAUGAUCUAUAUAAGGAAUAUGAAAACCAGAGUUCGCCAGAAGCAAAAUUUGCAAAGGAUUUAGAUCGCUACGACAUGAUAUUACAAGCAUUUGAAUAUGAGAAACGUGAAAACUCACCAAAAAAGUUGGAAGAAUUUUUUAAAGCAACUGAAGGAAAAUUUGACCAUCCCUUCAUCCAACAAUUAGUUACAGAACUGUACAGACAAAGAGAAGAAUUCGAGAAGAAAAGUUUAUUAUUAAACGGAAAUAUCUAGUUUCUUUUUAAAAUUAAACUAGUUUUACUU
Molecule: messenger RNA, 4919 nt
Organism: Parnassius mnemosyne (clouded apollo)
Lineage: Eukaryota; Metazoa; Arthropoda; Insecta; Lepidoptera; Papilionidae
Source: the annotation of a GenBank genome assembly